Athalia rosae (coleseed sawfly) is the source of this 3124-nucleotide messenger RNA. It is a transcript of the gene kay, whose product is annotated as transcription factor kayak. Gene Ontology annotation, cellular component: nucleus. The record is from RefSeq and is a predicted model, not a curated record. Bases 488 to 1657 code for a protein of 389 amino acids. Lineage: Eukaryota; Metazoa; Arthropoda; Insecta; Hymenoptera; Athaliidae. Gene Ontology annotation, biological process: regulation of transcription by RNA polymerase II. Gene Ontology annotation, molecular function: DNA-binding transcription factor activity, RNA polymerase II-specific; RNA polymerase II cis-regulatory region sequence-specific DNA binding. The transcript has 4 exons.
UCAUUUGUUUCAAAGAUGGUGGAGCGCCGCGAUCAUCACCCCUGUCCCCGCGUUUGUUGGUUUCCACGGUAUUCCCCCACGAGUGAGUCAUUCGUGAUCCGUCCAUCCAUCUUUCGGGUUAAAAUCUGUAAGUUGUAACUAGCGAGACGAGAGUUUUUCAAAAUUAAACUAAAUCCAAGGUUGAAAGCCCAGAGAUAAUCCUUAAAAAUACUUCCCCAUGCCAUACAUGAGCCGUAAGAUCUUAUGGUGGUGUUUUCGAUUUUUUCGAGCGUGAAACUGGAGUAAAAAUCUAAAAAAAUCCAACGUUGCAACGGCGCAAACUUCUGACGCUGUAGGGGCUCGAAACUGUUUACUGUAAGCAGCCGCGUAUUGCUGCUCAUUUUUAUUGUUACGAGGAAGAGAAGAAGAAACGAUUAGGCAGCGGUUCCCGUGCCUCAAAUUAGCCUCAGAAAAAGGGUGCAUUCGAUUUCUUGAAUAAGAAAAAAAAAUGAAACUCGACGUUGGCGACGCUCUCUACGACAGCUCGAGUGUGUCAAGCGACAGUGGAGGAUCCCAAAGUUCCCGUGUCAGCCAUGAUUUUCUGUCAAGUAUCGCUAACUCAACUACACCUAAUAACUUGGUAUCACUCGACGGAUUACACAGCGGAGUACCUACGAGGACAACACCCACCCUGACACCGACGACGCUCCGUAGCAUAGAGCAAACAUUUUUGGAAUUAACUAGUGAGGCGGGAUCGCAUAGCCGUGAAGCAGGAUUCGUGCCCCCGCUGGUUGAACCUUCCCAACCUACUCCGGCGCAAACACAAAAUUCUGGAGUACAUCAUCAACUUGGACUGAACAACGGGAUAUUUGAAAAUAGUCAACAACAAUCUCAAGCUCAACAUCAACAACCGCAACAAACUAGACGCAAUAUGGGAGGUAGAAGACCUACUAGAACCAUCGGUAUGAGCCCAGAAGAAGAAGAAAGAAGACAAGUCAGAAGAGAGAGAAAUAAAAUGGCUGCAGCCAGGUGCCGCAAGCGAAGAAUGGAUCACACCAAUGCCUUGCUAGAGGAAACCGAUGGCUUGGAACAGAAAAAACAGAACUUGCAAGACGAAAUACAGCAGUUGCAACAGGCUAAGGAUGAAUUAGAAUUUAUUCUAGAGGCUCACAGGGCUGUUUGUCGUUUGAGGGCUUCUUCGCCGCAAGAUGUUAAACCUGUCAUAAAAGCUAUCCACGGUGGUAACGAUUUGCAGCAGGGUAGCAACGACGGUGGUAACGAUAACAACGCAGAGUUCGCAGAGCCCAUGAAGAGGCCUGCUGUAGCCGUUAACAAACCUAACAGACCCAAUUCAUUGAAUGUCGGAUUCGACAACAACAACAGGCCAAAUUCUUUACCGAUAUUCAACGAACCUAAGGAAAGACCCGAUACUCUUCAGUUCAAGACCGUUGAGACUCCAGCGUUUAUGAAAACCGUUCCGGAAGUUGCGGGAGUUCCUAUAACGACACCGUCGAGUGGAAUUCCCUUCAAUUUCGAAUCACUUAUGGAGGGAGGCACCGGACUUACACCUGUCUCUACUCCCUUAAUACCGUCUUGCUCUACUCAACAAAGAAACAAUAUCUCAGCUGUUGAUCUUAGCUCACCUGAUGCUAAUCCACCUAAAUUGGUCAGCUUGUGACGCCAGGAUAAUGAACAAGAAAAUGAUUGCAAUAAUGAAUCAGACGAUAACGACGCCGAAUCACUUGAGGGUUGAUUUGUAUUAUGUAUUAUGUAUUAUCUAUGAACGUAUGAUCGUGGUAGGGACGAUUCAUCGACGCUAAUUUUUAACGAAGACAAGGGUUCGACCGUACACCGUACGAAUCGAUAUUGAGUAUUUCAUUAAUCGUUGAUCCCUCGGGCGUAUUUUCUUAAUUUGUAAUAUGAGAUAGCAAUAAGUGAAGCGAGAGGGAAUUCAAAGAGAGAAACCUCCGACCAUCUUGACGGUUAUCUACACACACAGUUUUCUCUUUCUUGCGUGCAUUGUUUGACUUUACAUUUAAUGUUUCGUUUUUAUUGAGCCAAAUGACAGUAGCUACAGUUUCCAUGAGUAUCAUCUCCGCGCGUAUCUAGUGCUCCAGUUCAUAUUUUAGUUUCGAACUUGUCAAGUUUUGACGCUAGAUUUUUUCAAGAAUUUGUUCAAAAACGAAAUCCAAAGAAGAAACAAAAAAUGGGAAAUCCGUCUAAAAGCGAGUGAUAAUACUAUUACAGUAUAUAAUAUUUAAAGAUUACACAAAUUAGGUGGUAAUAAAUAUUAUUUUAAUUAGACGUAUAAUGAUCAAUGACUCGAUACGCAGAGAUACAAAUAUUACGCGUCAAAUAAGUAUAUAUUGAUUAUCGUAUUUACAUACAUAGUAUACAUUUUAAGUAUAACAGGUAUGAACAGUUAUUAUGGAAGGCAAAAUGCUGAAUUUUUAUAAUAAUAUUCAUAAGAGACGCGACGAAAGAUUAAUGGAGUUAUAAUAGAAAAUAUAGUACGUUUUAGCUCAAGUGUUAUUUCAGGGUUUAAGAAAUAAUAGCGGCAGUGAAGUUGAGAUGUGAUUUUCAAAAAAUCAAUUCGUUUUUUCUCUGACUUCUUUCUCCAGUUAGAUAAACGCUCAUCCCUAUUCUAAACGUUAUUAUGUAUGAUAAAAUACAUGUAAUGUAGGUGGUUUUAAACUGACCAUGAUACGCUAAAAUGCCAAUCACUGUACGCCAUGGUGAGACAAUAGCGUACUGGCCAUAGGUCUCACGAUUCGGAGGGAAAAUAAAAAUCAAUCAAUCUGUCGAUCAUUCAUGAAGUCGCAAUAACGAUGACCAGAACAGCUUCGUGUUGUUUCGACGGAGAUUAUGAUUUUUAUUCACAUCGAUAAGUUUAUCGUACAACUAUCAGCCACUGUUAGAAGCCGCCGAAUGAGAAAAGCCUCGAUCAAUUUAUCGAUAAAAUUUGUGUAACGUUUGAUCUCUCCAUGAAUAAUAAUAACAACAACAACAAUGACGAUGACGAUAAUAAUAAAUACUUUAGUAGUAAAUUACUGGGUAUGUCAUAUUAUGUAUCUGUACAUAUUAUGCGUAAUUUAUAACAGCCUACGAAAUUUUAAUACAACAUAUACGUAUACAUACACAUUAA